AUGUUCACAGCCUCAGCAUCAAGCAGCCCUGCCGUUGCGGUGCGCGUGUGCUGGACGGCAGGCCGCCGCAGAGCUGUCCUGCCGACCAGACCAGCAGCCGCGCCACAAAACUCGUACUCGGCCUCGGGCCAGGUCCCGAACGGCCCAGUCCGGUGGAACAGCAGCGCGUUGCGAUGCACAGCUACCCCGGCGACGACGUCAUCGCCCUCAUCUCGCCGGUGCCGCACCUCUGCUUCCUCGUCCCACAAUAGCGUCCAGGCGGCAAGCCGGCCACGAUUUGCGACCGGCAACACCCCCAAGCCCAUCCCCACCCCGUACUUCGCACAGACACGAUUCUUCUCUGAGAGCCGGCGGCGGCGCAUGGCCGACGUCGUCGCGGACGAGGACAGCUUCGACCCCAAGAGCAUCGAGCGCGAAAGCGACAUGGUGGACGUGUGUAUCAUUGGCGGCGGCCCGGCCGGUCUGAGCGCCGCCAUCCGCCUCAAGCAACUGGCCACCGAGGCCGGCAACGAGGACUUCCGCGUGCUGCUGUUGGAAAAGGCGGGCGAACUGGGUGCACACACCAUGUCGGGCGCCGUCAUCCAGCCAGACGCCAUCAACGACCUGAUCCCUAACUGGCUCGACGAGGACAACCCGGACCGCUUCGAGUUUGCGACGCCCGCCGGCAAGGACAGCAUGAAGUUCCUGACCAAGACCAAAGCCUUCCCGCUGCCCAUCCCGCCCCAGAUGCACAACGACGGCAACUACAUUGUCAGCCUGAACCAGUACGUCAGCUGGCUCGGCGCGCGCGCCGAGGAGGCGGGCGUCGAGGUGUACCCCGGUUUCGCGGCGUCGGAGGUGCUGUACGCGGCCGACGGCAGCGUGUCGGGCGUGGCCACCAACGACGUCGGCAUUGGCCGCGACGGCAAGCCCAAGGACUCUUUUGAGCGCGGCAUGGAGUUCCAUGCGCGCGUCACGCUCUUUGCCGAGGGCUGCCACGGCAGCCUGACCAAGCAGGUCAUCAAGAAGUUUGACCUGCGCCGCGACAGCGACCCGCAAACGUACGGGCUGGGCAUCAAAGAGGUCUGGGAGGUGCGGCCCGAGGUCUUCGAGAAGGGAAAGAUUGUCCACGCCAUGGGCUACCCGUUGCCCUAUGACUUGUACGGCGGCGGCUUUAUGUACCACUUUGGCGACAACCUGGUGACGCUGGGUCUCGUGACCUCGCUCGACUACAAGAACCCGUGGCUGUCGCCCUACAACGAGUUCCAGCGCAUGAAGCAGCACCCGCUGUUCCGGUCCGUGCUCGAGGGCGGCAAGUGCAUCUCGUACGGUGCGCGCGCCAUUAUCGAGGGCGGUCUGCAAUCGGUCCCCAAGGUGGCCUUCCCCGGCGGCGCCAUCAUCGGCGACUCGGCCGGCUUUGUCAAUGUGCCCAAGAUCAAGGGCACGCACAAUGCAAUGAGGUCGGGCAUGCUGGCCGCUGAGGCGGCGUGGAACGCGCUGAAGACGGGCAGUACCGCUGCUGAGGGCGAGGGUGAGGCCGAGAACCAAGACGACGAUGGCCAGUCGACGGUCCGCGGCGACACCGUCUUCUUGUACGAGUACGAAGAGGCCCUCCGCAAGUCCUCGAUCUGGAAGGAGCUGCACGAGGUCCGCAACAUGCGCCCGUCCUUCCAGACGCCCCUCGGCAUGUACGGCGGCGUGCUGUACUCGGGCAUCGAGGCCAUUGUCUUGAAGGGCCGCAUGCCCUGGACCCUGCACCACCGCCACGCAGACCACGAGACCACCAAGCCCGCGAGCCAGUACAAGAAGAUUGACUACCCCAAGCCCGACGGCGAAAUCACCUUUGACAUCCUGACGAGCGUCUCGCGCACCGGCACCAACCACGAAGAGGACCAGCCCGUCCACCUGCAGGUCAAGGACUGGGAGAAGCACACGACUGAGACGUAUCCUGAGUUCCAAGGCCUGGAGAACCGCUUCUGCCCGGCCGGCGUUUAUGAGUACAUUGAGGACAACACCAAGCCUGAGGGCGUGCGUUUCCAGAUCAACGCGCAAAACUGCAUUCACUGCAAGACGUGCGACAUCAAGGCGCCCAAGCAGGACAUCAACUGGCAGGUGCCCCAGGGUGGCGAAGGUCCCAAGUACUACAUGACAUAA
Sporothrix brasiliensis 5110 is the source of this 2133-nucleotide messenger RNA. RefSeq names its product electron-transferring-flavoprotein dehydrogenase. Gene Ontology annotation, molecular function: iron-sulfur cluster binding; electron-transferring-flavoprotein dehydrogenase activity. The coding region runs from base 1 to 2133 and encodes 710 amino acids. Gene Ontology annotation, biological process: electron transport chain. The transcript is spliced from 2 exons. Lineage: Eukaryota; Fungi; Ascomycota; Sordariomycetes; Ophiostomatales; Ophiostomataceae. The record is from RefSeq and is a predicted model, not a curated record. Gene Ontology annotation, cellular component: mitochondrial inner membrane.